AUGCAUUCUUCUCUCUUCCUUCUUACAUCCUCCCUGAUGCAUGGCCUUGCUGUCGCCAAGUCCAUUGCUCCAAGCGCCGUUAGGCUUACUCAACCGUACUACCCGCUCAAUGCCAACUGCUGGGAGUACCAAGUCCCUGUCACCAUUACCUCUGAGAACUUGGUCUUUAACUUCCCGGACUGGAAAGAUGACUAUGCUCUCCAAGACUUCCUGACGGCUGCAACAACCCGUCAGAGUGCUGGAUACCCGAGCCCCAUUGUUGGCACCCAGAAUGAGACUACUACCUACACUCUGGCUGCAUCUUUCUGCACUCCGAAGCAUUCGGGUCGCAAAACUAUUAUUCUCGCGACUCAUGGCAUCGGGCAGGCCCGGACUCAUUGGAACUCUGCCUACCAGCCCGACAAGUAUAACUUUGUUCAGCAUGCUAUCAGCAAAGGGUACUCGGUCUGGUUCUACGACCGCCUCGGUACGGGCGAUUCUGAAAAAGUAUCUGGGUUCACAAACCAGCUUCGUAAGCAAAAGGCUAUCCUCGUUCAGCUUGCCAAGAUGGUCAAGUCGGGUCAAUACACAGGAACCUUCGGAAAGCCUGCCAAGCUUGCCGUUAUGGGCUUUUCUUUUGAGUCAUUCAUCACACAUUUUGCCGUGGCCAAGAACCCAACCCUUGCAGACGCUGCUAUCUUGACGGCUAUCAACUACAAUACUACUGGGCUGAACGCCAAUGGCUUGGUUCGCUCGUUCGUACCCCGAGUCGCAUCCCUUCAGAACCCCCGUCGUUUCGGAACACUCGAUCCAGGAUAUUUGACCUGGGUCGAUGCCAUUGCGCAGAUUAAUACCUACUUUAAGUAUCCGUACUAUGAUGUUCCUACCGCAUCCUACUGUGAAGAGUACAAGCAGUCAUUCGCCAUCGGAGAGUUUCUGACUCUUACGGAUGGCAACUUUGACGCCAGUGGUUUCACUGACGCUGCUCUUGCUAUUACUGGAGAAACAGACUACAUUAUCUGCGAUGGAGACUGUCGAGGCAUCUUUGAAGAGCCGGCACGAACUAUCUGGAAGAAUGCCAAGUUUGAGGCAUACUUGCACCCACAUGCGAGCCACAAUUUCAAUUUCCACCAUAACGCUACGAAGGCCUAUGGAGUCAUUACCAACUUUCUCGAAUCAAAUGGUCUUUAA
Molecule: messenger RNA, 1170 nt
Organism: Fusarium subglutinans
Lineage: Eukaryota; Fungi; Ascomycota; Sordariomycetes; Hypocreales; Nectriaceae
Product: alpha beta-hydrolase
Exons: 4
Coding region: 1-1170 (389 amino acids)
Source: RefSeq, a predicted model, not a curated record